Molecule: messenger RNA, 1396 nt
Organism: Schistosoma turkestanicum
Lineage: Eukaryota; Metazoa; Platyhelminthes; Trematoda; Strigeidida; Schistosomatidae
Source: the annotation of a GenBank genome assembly
GGCUAUUGUAACUCAAAUAGCCGUAACAGUGUCACAACCAGUUUUACUGUUUGGAAAGUUUUCUAAAAAAAAAUGAAUAAAUGAAAACAAUGAGUCCACAGGUAGGAUUCUGGGAUAAAUUGCGGACGAAAUUAUAUCGUAUUCCGUCAACUCAAACAUCGACAUCAGUGAAUUAUGACACAGCGACCAAUACAGUUAUACCUAACGGUACGAAGAUUCAUUCUACAAAUAAUGCCGAUUCGACACCAGUGACUGUGAAUGUUUAUGAUAUGUUAUGGAUCAAUGAUUAUGUCAGUUCUCUUGGUAUUGGAGUUUAUCAUACAGGUGUUGUAGUUCAUGGAACUGAAUAUUCAUAUGGAGGUCAUCCAUUAACCAACUCUGGAAUAUUUGCUAUGCUACCUAAAGAUUCUGCUUAUUUAGGUGAAAAUUAUUCAUACAAAGUAACAUUGUCCAUGGGAUAUACAGAUUUUACCGCUUCGGAUGUUGCUUUAUUACUCGAGAAUAUAACAACAGAUUAUCGUGGUGAUCAAUAUCAUUUAUUGCAUAAAAAUUGCAAUCAUUUCUCUGAUGCAUUUAUUCAGUUACUUUGUGGUCGAUCUCUGCCUAAAUGGAUAAAUCGAUUGGCUGCAAUUGGUUCGAAACUGCCAUUCAUUGAACGUACAUUACCAGUUGAAUGGUUGACACCUCAUCAACAGAUUACUAGCGAUAUGAGUAGAGAAGAACAGGAUGACAAUAGUUUCGAUUGCAUAGACGAACAAUCAACUAGUUUCAAUACACAAAACACUACUACUGCAUUUCAUGGCGUCCGAAGAAUUAGUACUAUGGAACGUAUACAAAAUUGUGUACAUCGUUUACAUGCUACCAAUAAUAAUACUAAUGAGAAUUCCAAUAAACGUGCACAAAAUCAUUCUAAAUUGUUGAAUGAUUUAAAAUAUGAUACCUAUUCAUUAGUUGAUAUUCCAUUGGGUGCAAAAACCCAACCAGAUCAUAAUUGGUAUUCAUAUUUAACACGAUGUGGAAUAUUUUAUAAAUUUGAUUCAACGAAUUCUACGCCAAGUAGUAGUGGUAGUACAUUCGAUGAUGAAAAUGGUCAUGAUGAAGUAAAACAGUUCAAGUCUUCUUGUUGUGGUGGUAUACAACAACGUCAACCAAUCAAUAUGAAUCAAUCGAACACUGAAUCCGAUCCCCAUCGGAACAAUUGUACACAUUCAUCUUCAGAUUGUUCUUGUUUUCAACAUAACUUGACAAAGCGAUUAACAUCUCAUAAUAGUAUUUCAUUGCCUUCAACACCAUUAAAUCAUUCCGCAUACUUUCAUCAAUCAUCCGAAGCUGUUAAACCAUCUAUAUCAAUCAAUUGCAUUUGAUCAUAAUAGUAUUAUUAUUAUUGUUAUUAUUA